Molecule: messenger RNA, 6082 nt
Organism: Coregonus clupeaformis (lake whitefish)
Lineage: Eukaryota; Metazoa; Chordata; Actinopteri; Salmoniformes; Salmonidae
Product: nuclear pore membrane glycoprotein 210
Exons: 40
Coding region: 331-6024 (1897 amino acids)
Cellular component (GO): nuclear pore
Source: RefSeq, a predicted model, not a curated record
GCAGCUGAGAUCAAAAAUCAACAACAAUAGUGACGCAUUGCUGUCCACAUACAUUUAGCAAUAUUGUUUAGUUUAAUAGCUUUUUAGUUGCUGUUUUGUCUCAUUAAUUCGUUUAUUUAGAAAUGACAAGUCAUUGACGAACAUAUAUCGUUUUUUAUUACUUGUUAGCUCGCAAUAUCUAUCUAAGCCUCUAGCUUAGCUAGUUAACGUUAGCUAGCGGUAACAGUUCAAUGUAAACAAUGCGACGUAUCUAGAAAAAACGAAACUGCUCUAACGUCAGUUUAAAUAUUUUGAUCGCAAUUGUUGAAACCUCAAAAUGUAUUCACAAUAAUGGCCGUUUUAAACUCUAAAGUAUUAUGUAAAUUAUUUAUUUUUUGUGUAACGAUUAUUGCUUUGAGUCAGUCGACCAGGCUGAAUGUUCCCAAGUUACUUUUGCCCAGAUCUAAUCAUAAUCAUGUCAACUUCACGUUGGCAGCAGAGAAGGGAUGCUAUAAAUGGGUGUCCUCCCGACCCCAGGCAGUCGGUGUUUGGCCCCUUUCUCCCUCCAUCCCUCCCUCCAUCCUCCCUCCAUCCGCCUGUAGCCAGCAGGCCCUAGUGUCCGCCCUGCCUCUGUCUGCUCCACUGGACACUAACCGAGGGGCCAGCAUCAUACGGGGACAGGACUCUGUGACUGGCCAUACCCUGCGCUGCGAUGUCAUUGUUGACCAGAUCAAGCAGAUUCAGGUUGUCACGACCACACGUCAACUGUUCACGGAGGACCCACCCCUCGUGCUGUCAGUCAUGGCACUGGACUCAGGAGGCAACACAUUCAGUAGUCUGGCAGGUCUACAGUUUGAGUGGAGGCUAGUAAAGGACUCAGAGACAGCAGAUAGUGUUAGGUUUGUGCGUUUCUCAGAGGCGGGCUACUCCCCGCUGCAUCACAUCCUGUCCCUGGAGGAAGCAGGUCAGAGGGGGGACAGGGUGUUGCUGGAGGGUGUCCGUUGCGGGGUGGCACAGGUCAGGGUCUCCCUCUCGCACCCAGACUACAAGUGGGUGGAGCCAGCCUCUGUGAUCCUGACAGUGACGGACAGACUCUACCUUAGCCCCUCCCAUGACACCUACCUGCUGCUAGGCUCCACCCUCUCCUACAGAAUCUGGAAAAGCAUGCAUGACACAGAAACGGAGGUGGUGCUGGGUGAGGGAGAGUAUGAGUUGUCUGUAGAGAGAGACCCAGACGACGAAAAUGAUGUCAUCACUGUGGACCAGGACACAGGGACCGUCACCGCCCGAGGGCUAGGCCACACCACGCUGUCCGUCACACAUCCCAGCCUACCAGAAGACUCUGCAUCCCACCUGCCUCGCUGUUCUGUGUUUGUGGUGGAGCCCAGUUACCUGACGCUAGGUGUGGAGGAGGAGGACAGGUGGGUGUUGGAGAGUGGUCGUCAGUACCAGGUGACCGUACGAGUUCACGACCAGGAGGGUCACACAGCACACCUGGCACAGAAUGUGGUGAUGACCAUGGAGCUCUCUGAUUGGCUGUUCUAUGUCCUGGAGACUUCCUCUAACAGUUCCUACCAUGUACUGGAAACACGAGGGGUUGGGCACACUACUAUACGAGCUGCACUGUUCACUGUGCUCACUGAGGAUGGCCGAGCAUUUCCCCUGAUACCACCAAUCAGAGCAGAGCAGGAAGUUGAGAUCUACGAGCCCCUCACCCUGCAGCCCCGCCUCCUUGUGUUUCCCUGGCAACCUGAGGGACAGCUCUAUCAGCACCACAUACAGGUAGAGGGUGGCAGUGGUGCUGUGAGCUGGUCGGUGAGUGACAGUGAUGUUGCCGUGGUGACAAUAAAAGGGGAAGUUAUGGCGGGAAAGAGACGGGGCCAAGUGGAUAUUCAGGCAUCAGACGCACGCAACCCUCUACACACUGCUACUGGACAGGUGUACGUGUUGAGGCCAGCUGGUGUGGAUGUCCUGGCCCAGAGAGGUGACUGUAGGGUGGGAGAGACCAUCACCCUUCCCCUGGCUGUCUGGGGUGUCCAGGAGGAGGAGAACCAGGCCCAGGACCCUCCCCAGGGGAGCUCUGGCCCCCAGACCCUGCUGGAGGUGACAGACUGCUCUCUCAUCAACCUCCACGUCACCACUGAACCACAGGGGGUAUUCACCCCUCUACCAGGUUCUGUAGGUCCAGGCUCAGGGUUCUGCGGAGGACUCCAGCUGGAGGCAGUGGGACCAGGCCACACCCUCGUCACUAUCACCGUGGAAACGGAACACUACAACAUCACUUCCAUGGCAACGCUGGCCGCCCACAGUCCCCUUAAGGCCCAGGUUUCAGAGGUGGUCUUGUCUCUGGGUGCGUCUUGUCUUGUCGUCUUCGAGGGGGGGCCACAGCCCUGGCCCCUGGCCCCCACACGUUUCCAUGGCGAUGCCCGGGUCGAGGGGGAGGGGCUGGGCGUGGAGGCUCUCAGCCUAUCAGAGCCCAGGAGAGCCCAGCAGCACGCCUACAGGGUCACCUGCCACACCCUGGGGGAACAGUGGCUGGUGUUCAGCAGUGGGAACUCCCCAGGUCCUCUGAACCAGGAUCCCUCAGUAGAGCAGAGCAGAGUGAGAGUAGACUGCAGCGCCCCGGUCUCUCUCUCUCUCUCCCUUCUCCCCUCCUACUCCUCUCCUCCCUCCAUCCCUCCAUCCUCCCUGUCCCACCCAUGCCCUGAGCCCCACUAUCCUGCCAGCCUGUUGUCUGUGUCCAGUAGCAGGGAUGCUGUGCUGCAGUUAUCAGUGUUUGACCACCGGGAGGUGCAGUUUGACAACUUCAGCUCGUGCUCAGUGAACUGGCUGACCUCCAACUACUCCCUGCUGUCCCUGCCCUCACACACAAACAUGGGCCUGGUAGACUCACACACACCCAGCAGCCACAGCAGACUACACGGUCGUCAGGUACUCCGCGCCCACGAUCAAACAGGGACAGUCACCAUCACUGUGGCCCUCACACCUGCACAGGACUCAUGGGCCACACCUCUGACUGCGUCUGUGCAUCUGAGACUGGUGGAGGACGUGCAGUGGGACAAACGUGCUAUAACCCUCUAUAACCACCCUGACGUCACUGAGAACCUGACAUUGGUUCAGGGUUCAGGACACUUCUUGGUUCGUCUUCAGGACAGAGAGCUGGCCAACAUCACUUACCUGGAGAACAGCAAUGUUGUACAGGUGUCUCCCCUGCGGCCCGGCCUCUCCUCCAUCCUGGCCUAUGACCUGUGUUUGACCUCUGCUGACCCUGCCGUGACCUCCAUCUCUGUCUCUGACAUCACUGACUUCCAGAUAGACUUUGUUGACAUUGUGGAGGUAGACCACAGUGCUCUGGUUCGUGUGCGUGUUCUAGACUCUAACAGACAGCCCUUCCUACAUCGCUACCUUCCUCUGAUGCAGCUCAAACUGACCCCCUCCUCACCUAUCGUCACUGUGGAGCAUGCAGGGCCGUUGGACAGCGUCUCCGUAGGUUACCGUGUGUCAGGUCAGACAGUGGGUGUGGUCAGUCUUCACCUGUCUGCAGUGGACAGCAGUGGGAGUGUACGGACCUCCUCUCACAAACAGCUACAGGUGUACCCCAGAUUCACCCUGCAGCCACGGAGUCUGGCACUGACACUGGGCAGCGUACGACAGGUGAAGUGGGAGGGUGGCCCCCACCCCCAGUCCAGUGUGGGCUUCUCUGUGAGUGACAGCCGCAUCACCAUGGUGACCGACACAGGAUUGGUCCGUGGCGUGGCAGUGGGCGUGGUCAAACUCAGAGGGGCGCUGCAGACCGUCACUCAGGACACCGGAGCACUGCUCACCUUCGCACAGGAUGAGGUGGAGGUGGAGGUGUUUAACCUGACAGGGGUCAGGAUCCAGGCCCCUCUGGUCAAACUGUCUGUGGGCACUGAGAUGCCAGUGUAUGUGAUGGGCAGUGACAGUAGUCAGAACCCCUUUGCUCUGGGCAGUGUAGAGUCUGGUCUCUCCUUCCACUGGAGUCUGGGCAAGCUGGGAGUACUGGAGAUACAACCACGACACACUCAGGCGGGGGUGACUGUCUCUCCUGCCCAUAGUUUCUCUGUGCUGGUGAGGGCGUGGGCUGCGGGCAGGACCAGUCUGAGAGUGACAGUUCAGCUGGCCAACCACACGUCAGCCUCCCACCAGCAGCUCUCUGACGAGAUACAGAUACUGGUGUACCAGGAGAUGCAGCUGGCUGUAGGAACCUCCAGAUCCAUCCUCAUGUCUCCCUACUCACACUACGCACUACAGAGCAACAAAGACACUAUCUGUCCCGUGCAGUAUGCCCUGUGUCAGUGUGUGAAAGGGGAGGGACUUGUAACCGUGGACAGCCAGGGCGUUCUGAGGGCGGGGCCUGACACGGGAUCCGCCCUGCUGGAGGUAAUCGCUAUGGAGACCUGUGGGGUCAACCAGACCCUGCUCAUCAGCGUCCGGGUGUCUCCAGUGUGGUUUGUCAGGCUGUUCAGUGUGUCCAGUCUGUACAGUGUUGGAGGGGGAGGCCUGCCUGCCUUUCCCCUGGGCUGGACCAUCAGAGUCAGGGCUCUCUGCUACGACAACCUGGGACAACAGUUCAACGCCCAUAACACACUCACACACAUUACCACCAACAGGGAUGACUUGGUGCAGGUGACUCCAGACUCAGACAGUCAUUCCUUCAUGGUCCAGACUGUGUCUGGCGGUCUGACAGUCCUAGGGGUGCAGGCGGACCCCACCAACCCCUCCCUGAGUGACUACACCCCCCUCCCUGUCCUCCCCGUCAUCUCUGCCCCCCCACACACACUCAGGCCCGGAGACACACUUUGCUUCAACACCCCCCUGACAGGACCGCACGGCCAGCCAGGUCAGUGGAAUGUGUCGUCUAGUCGUGUUCUGCAGAUCGACCCAAAGACGGGAGCUGCCCUGGCAAAGCAUUCUGGAACGGUAGUGGUCUACUACAGACUGGAAGGAGGACAGCAGGCCCUCAGAGAGGUGAAGGUGGAGUCUCCAGCCAUCCCAGAACUCUAUCCCCCUGAGGAUCGUUUCCUCACCAACUGGCCUGACGCACCUGACUACACUGUUCCUGUGGAGCUAUACACCUCCCCCGUCAACACAGCCCAGUGUUCCCUGUUCCAGAGGGAGGCCAUAGAGAAGCUGCAGCCAGAGGCAGAGUUACGGUGUUCCCUGCACUUCAGCGCCCCCUACCUCCAGCUCAACACACUGCAGGCUGUGAUCGUCGCCACACCUCACUAUGACCUCGACACAGGUGAAUACAGCUGCAGAGUCUCCGUCCGUCCCCAGUCAGACUCCGUCCUCCACCUCCUCUCCUCUGUCUCUCUCUCCGUCUCUCUCUCAGCCUCUCUGCGGGGCCAGUCCCCCAUCCCUAUCCUUCCUCUCUCUGCUCUGUCGCUUCCUCUCUCCGGACGUUUGGUACAGUUGCCGUACCUGCCUGCGUUCCACUGCCCGGUGUCUUUCCUGGUGCUCUCUGCUCUGCAGCCCGUGGCAGAGUUCUCUGUGCUGGGCACCAAGGAGGUGCUCUCUGCCCUACGGUUCCACUCUGACAGUACUGACGUACUGCUAUCUGAGCCCAGUCAAUCAGACGGACGUCUAGUGUUGUCUGUCUACAUUUCCACUUCCUGGGUCAAAGGUCAGGCCCUGCCCCCUCCUGCCAACAUCACCCUGUCCAGCCACCUGACCCCACAGACUCAUGUCCUCAUGGUUUACAUCACGGCGGACAGCGAGGUGAAGAUAGGUUCGACAGAUCUGAUUCGUCUACAAUCUUCCUGGACUCGGCUCCUGGACUUCCAUCUCAUCCUGGUCUUUGCUGUGUUUGCAGUUAUGGCCACUACUGCCACCUUAUUCAUAGUGUACAACUCCUGCAUGCAGACGGUUCCUGUCCCUGCGGUCGGCCUGUACCCAAAUACACCACCUAACACAGUGGCCCGCAGCAGGACGGUGCGUUUCUCUCCCUGGAUCAGACCCUCGUCCCCAGACACAGAAAGGAUCCUCCGCAGACGCAACUGGCUCUGGAGCACACGGUUACACUAACAGCCCUGUAAAUUAUCCAUGUUAAAACCGUCAACUAAACAUUUUCCUGGCAAACGUU